Molecule: messenger RNA, 2050 nt
Organism: Babjeviella inositovora NRRL Y-12698
Lineage: Eukaryota; Fungi; Ascomycota; Pichiomycetes; Serinales
Product: leucine-rich repeat domain-containing protein
Exons: 1
Coding region: 127-1791 (554 amino acids)
Molecular function (GO): protein binding
Source: RefSeq, a predicted model, not a curated record
GUAGAGCUGUUUCUCGAGAUUGACCCCUUCCAAGCCAUCGCGCUUAGGCGUUAUUACAAAACGCUUGCGAUUCCACGGAGGUUCAAACCCUUUACAGAGAAGAAGAACCCGAGCUUUCUAACGGAAAUGGACAUUGCCGACUUUGAACGGUUCGCCUCCAACAAGGCAUAUGACCUGGUACCCAUCCACCGCUUAGCCAUCUCCCACGGUCUAUCUCUCUUGGAUUCAGUGGCGUUUGAACGCCUAAAACGAGUACACACCUUGGAAAUACGAAUUCCGGGUAAUGCCAUUACUUUUCCAUGCCUCAGUAACAUCACCUUGCUUAGCUUCUCCCCCGGAAGUCGACCGUGCGAACAGAUUCACUUUCCGCCAAACUUGGUAAACCUCGAAAUGUGGUGGAAUCCCAGGGAUCCAGUGGUCCAAAACUGCUCGCAUCCUCUUAAGUUUCCAGAGUCAUUAACAAGGCUUAAGAUAGGCCACAUGCGUGUGCCAAUGUCCUGUUUGCGGUCGUUGCCUUGUCGGCUACAAGAGUUGGGAUUAUUUUAUCCCUUGGGGUUAGACGGAGACGGGUGCUUUGGCUUUACGACCGGCCUUCCUCCUUCGUUGGUAUGCCUUACGCUUGAAGCUUCCAACACCACCUCCCUAGCAGAUAUAGUGCUACCCCCGCGACUAGAGGAGUUUCACCUUUCUGGAACCCGAAUCCUCAGCAUACCUGUGACUUACCGCUUUCCCCAGACCCUAAGGACCUUGAGUCUUGCUGGAAACAAAGAUUUUAAGGCGGUCCAUAGGCGGUUGCCCUUCAACCUAGAAGGUCUAGACCUCUCCUGCUGCCUGCUUACCCCUCGAGUGAUUGCAAUGGUCAAGUUCCCCGCAUCGAUCCAAAGGUUAAAUCUCGCAGGCAAUCACCUUCCCUCGCUCACCUUUUUGGAGAGCUUGCCUCCUACGUUGAUCGAUCUAAACAUGAGUAAUAAUGAGUUGACGUACAUCGGUGGCUCCUUGGUCUUCCCUUCGUCUCUCAGAGUGCUCAGUUUAGACAGCAAUCCAGAUUUGUUUAUCAAGCGGCUGCUCCGGGACCUCAAAUUGCCCAGACACUUGCGUACUCUAUCCAUGAGAGACACGGGAAUCACGUCCCUCAAGGGACUCCGAAUCCCUCAAAACCUAAGGUCUCUAGACGUCUCUGCCAAUAAUAUAACGGUUAUUGACAACUUUCGUGCCCCACUACUUGAGGUGUUACAUCUCGGGGGGAAUCCUCUCCAGGAUAUUUCGUUCUGUGAUUGGACAACACCAUCGUGUCUACACCGCCUUGUUAUUACCAGGCUACCGAUUGGAUUUGAUAUACCGGUAAGUGUUACCCAUUUGUCCGUAAGGGGGUGCAGCGAUAAUCCCAGCCCACUGUUCUUUGACGUGGGAGCGAGCCGGGUUUCCAUCUUGCGGGUCAGGUUCCCGGAAAACCUAGAAGAAUUGGAAGUGAUGAAUUGUCAAUUGGACAGGUUAGUACCUUUUCCUAAAUCCCUCAAGAGGUUGGAUCUUCUGAAUAAUCAAAUUUCAAGCAUAAGCGAUGCAGAGUUUCCUCCCCGCUUGGAGGAGCUAAACUUGUCGCUGAACAGACUCACCUCGGUGGAGGGUGUUGUACUUCCCGCAUCCUUGAAGUUUUUAUACGCGCGUGAUAACGAAAUCUCUUCCAUGUCUGGGUUUGUGCUUCCAAAAAAGUUGCAAAUACUAGACCUCAGCAAUAAUGGUCUCUUAGAUAUAGGACUGGGCUUUCCCAGAUCUGUUCUUGUGCGCCAUUGACGCUUCAUCCAUAGAGGAGAUGAUAGGGGAAGAUAUGGAAGAUGAGAGGGGAAGAUAUGAAAGAUAAAAGGGGAAGAUAUGGAAGAUGAAAUGGUAAGGUACGGAAAGAUGUUAGAUGUUAUAGGAAGCUGAAUAUUGGAUUCAACUGCAGGAGUGCAACUCUCCACUAAACCCCCUCUCAUAUGAAACGUCUCAAUUCCACAGAGCUUUUUAACUUAACACCUUCAACCGACGUUAUAGCAUACUCUCUUGAUAACGA